ACCGUCUCGUGCAGAAUCUCGCGAGGCUUGACGCCGCGGGGCUGGCCCGGGCGGCUGCAAUAUGGCGGAGGCGGAAGGCGAGAGCUUGGAGUCCUGGCUGAAUAAAGCCACCAAUCCUUCCAACCGCCAGGAGGACUGGGAAUACAUAAUUGGCUUCUGUGAUCAAAUCAACAAGGAACUUGAAGGGCCCCAGAUCGCUGUCCGGCUGUUAGCCCACAAGAUCCAGUCUCCACAGGAAUGGGAGGCACUUCAGGCCCUGACGGUGCUGGAGGCGUGCAUGAAGAACUGUGGGAGGAGGUUUCAUAAUGAAGUGGGAAAGUUCCGGUUUUUGAAUGAGUUAAUCAAAGUUGUCUCUCCGAAGUACUUGGGAGACAGGGUGUCCGAGAAAGUGAAGACCAAGGUCAUCGAGUUGCUUUACAGCUGGACUGUGGCCCUGCCGGAAGAAGCCAAGAUCAAAGACGCCUACCAUAUGCUGAAGAGACAGGGCAUAGUACAAUCUGACCCCCCAAUCCCCAUGGACAGAACGUUGAUCCCCUCUCCACCCCCUCGUCCCAAAAACCCUGUGUUUGAUGAUGAGGAGAAAUCCAAGCUUUUAGCCAAGCUGCUGAAGAGCAAAAACCCAGAUGAUCUGCAAGAGGCCAACAAGCUCAUCAAGUCCAUGGUGAAGGAAGACGAGGCUCGGAUCCAGAAGGUGACCAAGCGCAUGCACACGCUGGAGGAGGUGAGCAACAACGUGAAGCUGCUGCACGAGAUGCUGCUGCACUACAGCCACGAACACUCCUCGCCUGCCGACAAGGAGCUCAUGAAGGAGCUGUAUGAUCGGUGUGAGAACAAGAGACGGACAUUAUUUAAACUAGCCAGCGAGACCGAGGACAAUGACAAUAGUUUAGGGGACAUCCUGCAGGCCAGCGACAACCUCUCCCGGGUCAUCAACUCCUACAAAGCGAUUGUUGAAGGGCAGAUGGUCAAUGGUGAUGUGACCACCUCAACCCUGCCGGACUCGGAAGGAAACAACCCGUCCGGCCAGGGCACUCUCAUCGACCUUGCUGAGUUGGACACACCCGACAAUUCAUCCCCAGCGUUGGCCCCAGCACCCGCCCCGCCCUCCUCAGGCAUCCCUAUCCUCCCUCCGCCCCCCCAGACCGCGGGGCCCCCACGCAGUCGUUCUUCCAGCCAGGCCGAGGCCCCCCCGGGGCCCCACAGCACAAGCAAUGGCCUGUCCCUGCUGGACGAGGAGCUCCUCUGCUUGGGCCUCACUGACCCAGCCCCCCCUGCUCCUCCUAAAGACUCAGCUGGAAGCAGCCAGUGGCACCUGUUCCAGGGUGAACAGUCGGAGCUGGACUUCUUCAGACCCCGGCCAGGGCCUGCCGCCUGCUGCCCCUCAGAUGGACCUCUGCUUCCCCCCUCUGCCCCUGCCUCCAGCGCCUCCCAAGCUCUGCCACCUGCCUUCCCUGCGCCUAGAGCCUCAGCUGGCAUGCCUGCCCCCGCCACCGGCUCCUUCAUCUUCUCCUCCGGACUCACCCCAGCUUUGCCCCCAAAGGCUGAGCCCGCAGCCCCUGAGCCCCACAGCUCAGGGCUGGGGGACACCGCCCUGAGCCCCCUGGACGGCCUUGGUCAGCUUCUGGAAGAGGCCAAAGUGACUUCAGGCUUGGUGAAACCUGUCUCCUCUUGCUUUCCCCCUGGGGCCGCCGCAUCCCCCCGGCUCCCCACCUCUGCCCCAGCCAGGCCUCUCCUGCCCUUCUCUGCUGGGCCCAGCAGCCCUCUCUUCCAGCCACCAGCCUUCCAGCCCCAAGGCAGCCCUGUGAAGGGGCCCGAGCUCUCCCUGGCCAGUGUCCAUGUGCCCCUGGAAUCCAUCAAGCCUAGCAGUGCCCUUCCUGUGACAGCCUACGAUAAAAAUGGCUUCCGCAUCCUCUUCCACUUUGCCAAGGAGUGUCCGCCAGGCAGGCCCGAUGUUCUGGUGGUGGUGGUGUCCAUGCUGAAUACAGCUCCCUUGCCCAUCAAGAGCAUCGUGCUGCAGGCUGCGGUGCCCAAGUCCAUGAAAGUGAAGUUGCAGCCGCCCUCUGGGACGGAGCUCUCUCCUUUCAGUCCCGUCCAGCCCCCUGCGGCCAUCACUCAGGUCAUGCUGCUGGCCAACCCACUGAAGGAGAAGGUGCGGCUUCGGUAUAGGCUGACCUUUGCCUUGGGGGAGCAGCUGAGCACGGAGCUGGGAGAGGUGGACCAGUUUCCUCCGGUGGAGCAGUGGGGGAGCCUAUGACCCCAGAGGACGCUGGGACCUCCCCUCGGAAGGCAGGCAGGCAGGCUGCCCUGGCCAGAAAGGCUCCAGUCGGUCUGAUCACCAUCCUGACGGCAGAAUCUGUAGCUUUGACGUGGACCAGAGGCCCGCUGCUGUGAUCCUCCCCUCCUCGGGCCCCUAAAGGACCUGUUUUCUAUCUACCUGUGUGACUUGAAGUAGCCAUAUACUUACUGUAAGGGGUGGGGAGUGGCCCCGAGCUUAGCUUCCCUGGCUGGUCUGGGAUGGGUUUCCCCUCUCCUGCAGAAAUUCCCUGAUGCCCAAGGGAAGGUUCUAAAGAAAAAUUCUCCGACCCCCUCAAGAACCCACCGGGUCCUCACACCCCAAAGACAGGUGGCUUGAACCACACUGCAGCCUGUCGCUAGCCUGUGCUUCCCUGCUGUCCGGCUGCGCUGCCAUCUCCCAGGUGGACCUCCCAGUCAAUGGUCCUGCGAGAAGCUGCUGCGCUGCUCCGCGUCCCGCCCCGUGGGCAGCAGCAGCCGGCCACGCCGCGGCAUGAGUGGUCCAUGUGUCCCUAGCACAUGACAGGGUGUGUCUGUCCUGUGGACAUCUCAGCAGGCCCUGGAACUCAGCCCAGCAGCUCUGGCCUCCUGAGUCAGCUAGGGAUAGAAAGGGAAGCGGGAGCGAGUAUCUCCCCUUCGGAAGCAGGUACUGGAGCGCAUUUCCUGCCACGGGAUAGCCACCCUACUCACUACCUCUUGCUUGGCAUGAAGUAAACCGCUGUCCUCAGUGUGAAGGGGAGGACACCUCCCAAGCCCGGUGUCCGGCCUUGCCCCCUCUCCCCACCCCUGCCUCUGUGUGGCACCUCUGGUUGGGCUGAGGAAGCCUCAGGGUCAAGCACGUUGCACUAGAUGGAUGUCCUCUUGUGCUGCCCCCAAAUCCCCACUGUCCCCCAGCAACAUAGGAUGGGGUGCUGUCAGCGAGAUGCUGGGUCUGGAGGUGGUGAGGGGCUAUGCUUGGACCAAACCACCAGACCCUAUUGCUUCACGGCACUCGGCCCCAGCUAGCGUGAGCCAGCCUCGUGAGGCGAACCACGUAGACCGUGAGCACCGAAUCGACCCGCAGCUGCUCCCGAGAAGCAGCUCUGGGGGAGCGGGCAGCUCGGGCUCACAGCAGCCCCUGGCCGCAUGCGGCUCCGAGGCUGCCGCCCCUUCUUCCCUGUCUCUAGCAAGCAGGUUUCACUGCUUCAUCUGGACAAGUCAAAACCAAAUCAUCUCACUAAUUAAGGAAUAAAUCCAAGAACUUUCCAGAAUGGCUGCUUCGGCCCUGGAAUGUCUAGGUGGACGUGUACCUUUAUGUAAAGCACUAGACAUUACAAUUAUGAGUGUCCCUCGUGAUUGUUGAGGUCACUGCUUCAUGGAAUCAACUAUACCGGAUGUACCAACUCCUCUGCCCUUGUUCUGCUGCAUGUUAAAUAAAACCACUUUUGCCCUACA
Messenger RNA from Perognathus longimembris pacificus (Pacific pocket mouse), 3726 nucleotides. RefSeq names its product golgi associated, gamma adaptin ear containing, ARF binding protein 3 (gene Gga3). The transcript has 17 exons. Lineage: Eukaryota; Metazoa; Chordata; Mammalia; Rodentia; Heteromyidae. The record is from RefSeq and is a predicted model, not a curated record. Gene Ontology annotation, molecular function: phosphatidylinositol binding; small GTPase binding; ubiquitin binding. Gene Ontology annotation, cellular component: trans-Golgi network. Gene Ontology annotation, biological process: intracellular protein transport; vesicle-mediated transport. The coding region runs from base 62 to 2254 and encodes 730 amino acids.